This is a messenger RNA of Coprinopsis cinerea okayama7#130, 831 nucleotides long. RefSeq lists its product as hypothetical. The coding region runs from base 1 to 831 and encodes 276 amino acids. Lineage: Eukaryota; Fungi; Basidiomycota; Agaricomycetes; Agaricales; Psathyrellaceae. The transcript is spliced from 4 exons. The record is from RefSeq and is a predicted model, not a curated record.
AUGCCCACAAGAGACUCACAAGAAUUUAACGCCCCCGACGCCGAUAUCAUCUUCCAAUCAAGCGAUGGUGUGCGAUUCCACAUCCAUGCGAAGAACCUCGACGUAUCUUCCGGGGCAUUUCCUCCAGUCCCACCAAAGGGAGAAGCGGGAUCGGGUCUUUCAGUGGAUGAAGUAGUACCCCUCCCAGAAUCCUCCAAAGUCUUGGAGGUCCUCUUCGCCUUCAUGUACCCCCGUCGCCACCCUGAUCUCGAAGAUAAAGCAUUCGAUGAUGUAGCAGAGAUCGCUGAAGCUGUUGAGAAGUACGAAGUCUAUCCAGGGAUGAACGUAUGUCGGAGAAGAAUGAGGGACUUUGUCAAAACGCAUCCGAUCCAAGUGGCCCUAUAUGGUGCUCGACAUGACUAUAUCGAUAUCAUCAAGGAAACUGCGCCCUACGCCGUCGCACUUCCUUUGUCUAAAGUAAUCCCUAAUCUCCCGCCUAGACUCGUUCUUCCAUGGAUCAAGUACCACGAGGCUUGGGACAAAGUUAGAGACGCCUUCUUUUAUUUCACAAGCAACGACCAUGACAUCCUUAGAAUCAAUGACAUCAGAUACUGUUACAACAGUGGUGUUUGGAGGGAUAUCGUAGGCACGAUAACCAGGAGAUAUCGAAAAGCGAUUGCAGCGUCGAGUUCAAACCCGCUUUACGAUCUUGACGCACUGUUCAAUCGGGCGUCCGAGAUGGAUUCCACCUGCUGUGCAGGUGCUUUGAAAACCUGGAAGAAUGCAGUCGCAGCGGAGAGAAACAAGAUACCCGGAUUCGCCGAUUUUAUCAGCCGCCAUACACAACUAUGA